GCUACGACCGACCAUCGCGAUCUCUCUCCUCAAACCCUCCUCCAUCGUAAAAGCCCGCUCAUCUUCCUCUUUCUCACUUCACUCUCUCGAUCUCGUGGGUGUUAGCUCCGACGAAAAUCUUGGGAAGAAUUCGAGUUCUACCAUUCUCCUCUCGAAUCCAAAGAGAUAUGAGCACCUCAAUAGCUGGAGAAGCAUCAACAGGAAACAAAAGAACAAAGUGCAACAGAAAAUGGGGUUAUGUGGAGGAUGCAAAGCUUGUUGAGGCAUUGGUUGAGUUGGUAACCCGAGGAGGUUGGAGGGGCGAUAAUGGGACUUUUAGGAGUGGAUAUUUGCAGCAAUUGGAGAGACUAAUAGAAGAGAAGCUUCCUGGGUGUGGACUGAAAGCAACACCAUAUAUCGAGUCUCGGGUCAAGCUCUUGAAGAAACAAUACAAUGCUAUUACAGAGAUGUUGGGACCUAACUGCAGUGGAUUUGGAUGGGAUGACAUCAACAAGUGUGUGACCUGUGAGGAGGAUACCUUCAAGGAAUGGGUUAAGAGUCACCCAAAUGCUCAAGGUAUGAGGAACAAGCCUUUUCCUCACUUUGAGGACUUGACUAAUAUCUUUGGAAGGGAUCGUGCUACCGGAAUGGGAGCUGAAGCACCUGCAGAUGCUGUUGAAAAAAUAGAGAUGGAGGAGCAACAGUAUCCGUACACAUCACCAGCUAUCAAUGAGAGCCAAGAAGCAGAUAGCAAUUUUGUUGGUCAGAAUGUCAAUAUGAAUACUCCCCAGACAGCUACUCAUACUGAAGUUGCAGGUCCAAGUAGGCCAACCAGAACUAAGAAAGCUAGGCAUGAGGCCCUUGAGGUUGUGAGAGAUCUUACAUCUGAGAUGACUAAGGUAGUAGGCAUGAUGGCAGCUGCUGGAGAUCAUAUUGAGAAAUUGGCUCAAUGUUUUAAGCACGAGUCUGAGACUGCAGAUAGAAGAAUGACAGUGGUCUCUGAGGUGAUGAAGGUGCAGGGUCUUUCUCAAUCUGAGAUUCUUAAGGUGGGCAAAAAAAUUGCAAUGGACCCACUGGAGACUGAUUACUUUUUCAGUCUUCCAGAUGACUAUAGAAGGGCAUAUGUUUUAACUCUUUGCUCAGAGUUUCAAAAUGGGAUGUAG
This is a messenger RNA of Phoenix dactylifera (date palm), 1142 nucleotides long. NCBI's taxonomy places the organism in Eukaryota, Viridiplantae, Streptophyta, Magnoliopsida, Arecales, Arecaceae. The record is from RefSeq and is a predicted model, not a curated record.